This is a messenger RNA of Vanessa tameamea, 1525 nucleotides long. RefSeq names its product diuretic hormone receptor (gene Dh44-R2). Lineage: Eukaryota; Metazoa; Arthropoda; Insecta; Lepidoptera; Nymphalidae. Gene Ontology annotation, cellular component: plasma membrane. The coding region runs from base 219 to 1187 and encodes 322 amino acids. The transcript has 10 exons. The record is from RefSeq and is a predicted model, not a curated record. Gene Ontology annotation, biological process: cell surface receptor signaling pathway; adenylate cyclase-modulating G protein-coupled receptor signaling pathway. Gene Ontology annotation, molecular function: diuretic hormone receptor activity; peptide hormone binding; G protein-coupled peptide receptor activity.
AAAACGCUUCAAGAUUGUGUCUCCAGGGCGAAUGGCAUAAUUACUCAAAUUACGUCAACUGCACGGAACGAAUAGCGAACGUGUCGCCGACGGACGUCGCUAGUCUUAUAUACUUGGCCGGAUACUCUCUCAGCUUGGCCGUCUUAUCUCUCGCUGUAUUCGUUUUCCUUUAUUUCAAAGACCUGAGAUGUCUUCGUAAUACAAUACACACUAAUCUUAUGUCUACUUAUAUAUUGUCGGCGUGUAGUUGGAUGUUAAAUUUAGCGCUACAAAACUGGUCAGAAGAGGCGCAAAAAGAUCAAGCAUCUUGCAUGAUAUUAGUCAUAUGUAUGCACUAUUUUUAUUUAACGAACUUCUUUUGGAUGUUAGUCGAAGGUCUGUAUUUAUACAUGUUGGUCGUCGAAACAUUCACCGCGGAAAAUAUAAAGCUUAAAGUCUACACAACUAUUGGCUGGGGAGCUCCAGCCAUAUUCAUCACAAUAUGGGUGAUAUCCCGAUGCUUCGUAACGGUGGUGCCGUCCACGGGACCUGACGGGUUGGCGAUAUCAGGCGAAGCUAAUGACGAGAUGUGCCAGUGGAUCCACGAACACCAAGUGGACUGGAUACAUAAGGCUCCCGCUCUCGCUGGUCUUGCUCUCAACCUGUUCUUCCUCAUAAGGAUAAUGUGGGUGUUAAUAACGAAGCUACGGUCAGCGAACACAUUAGAAACGGAACAAUACAGGAAAGCGACAAAGGCAUUACUCGUCCUCAUUCCGCUGUUGGGCAUAACAAACCUGCUGGUGCUCUGCGGUCCUAGUGACGACUCGUGGUUCGCACACGCCUUCGACUACAUUAGAGCAUUGAUGCUAUCUACACAGGGUUUCACAGUAGCUCUGUUCUACUGCUUCAUGAACACAGAGGUGCGUCACGCGAUACGAUACCACGUCGAGAGGUGGAAAACCGGACGGACAAUUGGCGGUGGAAGACGAAGAGGUGCUUCCUACUCGAAGGACUGGUCUCCGAGAUCCAGGACAGAGAGCAUACGGUUGUAUAGUCACCCUUCAAAACGGGAGUCUGCAGCUUCAGAGACGACAACGACUACACUUCUGGUACCAAGAAUGUCGCUUGCACCUCACCAUGAUGGAAGACAUCUGCAUGCUGAUUACAUAACGAGCGGGAGCGCGAGCGGCGAGCAGUCCCCUGUGUGAGGCGGGGGGCGGGGGAGGCUCUCGCGCCUGCGCACUCUGCCCGAGGAGGACGCCCCUCCCGCCUCUCCCGCCUUCUCCCUGCCGCAUCUAUUAACUAUUAAAACUUCACCGAUUUCAUCAACCAGCGGCUCCUCGGCUAAUACGCCGACCUUUCAGAAUUCUGCCUAUAUUGAAGCUCUCACGUUUCACAACGCGAAUGCAGACGUCUCCGCCCCCUACGAUAUUAAAUCAAGUGACUUCUCUAUGGCAAAUGGACCUAUGAUGAGUGUUGAUCGAAUAUAAUGUGAAGUUAGAGGUUAUAAUAAAUUUUGUGUUUAGAAAUAAAUGAUCUGAUUAAG